AUGUCAUCAUCUCUCGCUGGAGGCUUUCAGUCCAAUUCCCCGCCCUCCUGCCCCGCCCUCCUGCCCCGCGCUCGUGGCCCGCCCUCCUGCCCCGCCCUCCAGCCCCGCCCUCCAGCCCCGCCCUCCUGCCCCGCCCUCCAGCCCCGCCCUCCUGCCCCGCCGUCCAACCCCGCCCUGCUGCCCCGCCCUGCUGCCCCGCCCUCAUGUGUCUCACCUGUGUCUCGUUAG
Messenger RNA from Knipowitschia caucasica, 228 nucleotides. Lineage: Eukaryota; Metazoa; Chordata; Actinopteri; Gobiiformes; Gobiidae. The record is from the annotation of a GenBank genome assembly.